Messenger RNA from Engraulis encrasicolus (European anchovy), 3126 nucleotides. It is a transcript of the gene lrwd1, whose product is annotated as leucine-rich repeats and WD repeat domain containing 1. Gene Ontology annotation, cellular component: nuclear origin of replication recognition complex. Bases 84 to 2390 code for a protein of 768 amino acids. Gene Ontology annotation, biological process: establishment of protein localization to chromatin; chromatin organization. NCBI's taxonomy places the organism in Eukaryota, Metazoa, Chordata, Actinopteri, Clupeiformes, Engraulidae. Gene Ontology annotation, molecular function: chromatin binding; protein binding. The record is from RefSeq and is a predicted model, not a curated record. The transcript has 16 exons.
GAACAGUGAUAGUGAAACUGUCCCAGCAGGACACUAGAAAGACUGUGUGAAUUUAUACAGGCAAACUCAUUCAACUACCAGCCAUGGCCAAAAUAACAGAAGAGGUCCUCUUAGAGAAAGGGACUCCCAGAGCAACGAAACUACAGCAAAUAAAGACAUUAAACCUAUCUCGACUGGGAUUAAAGAUUAAAGACAUGCCAGUGUCUCUCCUGUCCCAGCUCACGGGUCUGGAGGACCUGGACCUUUCCGGGAAUCUGUUGCAGCACAUGCCCGAAGGACUCUCCCUACCAUCCCUGAGAGUGCUGGACCUCUCGGACAAUGACAUGGAGGACAUCAUGUCUCUUCAGUCCCUGGACGUGCUGGAAGAGCUGAAUCUUGAGGACAACCUGUAUCUCACGCUAAAUGAUCAGCACAAGGCGAUAUUCCUCCUGCCCAAGUUGAGAAUGUUCAAUGGGAAGGAUAUUAGCUCGCAGGCCAACCAUAUUCGCCACGUCGCCAGUGGGAUUCUGAGGAAAAGGGUUGUUGAAAUAUGGGAGGGGAAUUUUAAACUUCCAAGUCCACCAACACCUGAGAGCCUGUCCAAGGUGGAGAAGAGCUUUAUCAAUGACGCUUGUCUCCGAGUCAAAUAUGGCCCUAGCUCACUGAGUCUCUACACAAAGUGGAGGGUGGAGAUGAUUGCUAGAGAACACUUCCAGUCUCUCAUCCCAACAAAAGAAACCAGCAGAGCUCAGAACGGGCCCUCUGCUGCCAAGGACAACGGGGUUGCUCUCACUCCAGUGAAGAGAAAAUUGACAGAGGAAGCAGAGGACGAUAAAGACGAGUCCGAUGUCCGCCAAGUCCGCUGCACGCCAAAGAGGGCUCGAGCUGCAGCCGCCGUCGUUGAAACUCCCACUAAAGACAGUCCCCGAAAAUCAUCCGACAUUCAGAUCACCCCAAGGAAGGUUGGCAGACCACCUAAAAAUAAAAACGACACUGAAAAGGAACAGACCACCCCAAGAAAGAUUGGCAGACUGCCUAAAAAUCAAAACGACACUGAAAAGGAACAGACCACCCCAAGGAAGGUUAGCAGACAGCCUAAAAAUAAAAACGACACUGAAAAGGAAUCGGCCACUCCCACCAAGCGCCAGUCAGCCACCCUGAAGGAGGAGGUGAAACCAAGCACACCACAAAAGAAGCAGACGAGAACCCAGCCCAGGACGGGCACCCCACAGAAACCCAUCCAGAGGAUCUCGGAGGACCCUGUGUGUCUGCAGCCCAUUCAUGUCCUGCAGUGCCACAGCAAGCAGGAUGACCCUUUUGACUUCAAGACACAGCUCUGGGCCUGUGCGUUUGAGCCCGCUGCAGACAGCACAGAGGGGGAGAGCACAGUGGCCACGUGUGGAGGUGAAUCUAUAUGUCUGAUCGACUGUGAGAUGGGCACGGUGCUGAAGAAAUACAAAGUCCCUGGAGAGGAGUUCUACUCCCUGGCCUGGUCCUGGCUCCAGAUGACAGUGAAGGGUGCCUCCUCCAGGCCCUGUAGCAUCCUGGCCGCUGCAGGGAAGAGAGGCAUGGUCAAGCUCAUCCACCCCAAGGCCAACCUGGCAUUCGGGGAGUUCAGGACCAGCCGGCGAUCCGUCUCCAUCCUCCGCUUCAGCCCCUGCCACAAGAGUUACCUUUUCGCUGGGAGUUAUGACAACAAGAUCUCUAUGUGGGACAUUGGCACCAUAGACACGGACUACAAUUUCAAAGUCAGUCAGCUCCUGGUUCUGGAGACUGACUCCACCCCUCUGCAUCUGGCCCUGCCCCCAUCCUCCGCCGAUAAACACCUCAUUGCAGCAUGUGAUGACGGACUGCAGUGUUUCAACAUUCAGCUCAAUGCCAACACACAGAAAAGGACAAUGCAGAUGGAAAUAACAUUUCCUGUGUAUGAGAAGAGGGACAAAACAAACAACUACCGCACAAUAGAUGGCCUCUCUUUCCUGUCAGAUGAUGUCGUGGCUUCCAAAAGCCACAUGCAAGGUUCCAUCUACCUGUGGAGCUGGAGCCAAACGCUAGCCUCGUCCUCCAAGAAGGACAAGGUGACCGCAAAAAUCCUUGCAGAGCUGCAGUGGUCUGACACCGAUGUUCCUUACCUGUCACUCAACACCUGUUCCAGUCACGGCUAUGCAGUGUGUGGAGAUGACAAAGGAAGGCUGUGGACGUACCACAUGACAGAACGCAUGAAGGCAAAUUUCAAAAGUGGGAAACCUAUUUCUACGACUGAGGUUCUUGAGUGGCCGGCCCCUGUGCUAGAUGGCCAGGGCACUGUGGAGGGCCCCUCCAUCAACUCAGUGGUGAUGUCCCAGGACCUACGCUACCUGGUGGCUCUCAGUGACAAGAACAUGGUGGUGAUCUGGAAGAAGACGUCCUGAGAGUGGAGUACUGGUGGGCCGUAUUCAAGGGACCCCCUCAAACGUCAAUGGACGAACUCACACACAUGCACAUACAGAGGGAAGCCGACGGAGGGACAAAGGUGUCAGUUAUCCUGUGUCCAGGGACAAACGGGACCCGACAUUGGGUUUUCAUUACCUUGUGUGUUUUGGAAGGGGGGCCUCUCAGAUGACUUUCUCCUGGGUCAGGCUAUCAGCAGCCCUGUGUGCAUAGAGUUUUGUUUUGGUUUUGGGUGCUUGUCCUUAGCAAUCCAUUUUAAAAAGUGACGUAAGUCCAGCAGUGCUGCACAUUGUUUUUUUUUUUUAUUACUGUUUUUAUUUUUAAUGUUUGCAUGGAUAUCAUGUGAUGUGUGCCCUCCCCUCUCGGAACAGAAAAACAGAUAAUUGCACUCUGCACAUGUACAGAUGUAGAAAUUGUGCAUACACCUUCUGCAGGUCUUGUCUCGCUCCGUGAAAAUGUGUAUUACAGUGUAUUAAAAGGGCACUGUGCAUUUCAAGGAAAACGUUGUCUUUGUAUUGUUUUAAUUGCCUAACACACAAGAUUACUUACAACCCAAAGAUGCAUUUGAACUGCAAUUUGACCAUGAUGCAAAAUACAGGAACACUGAAAGUGGUACCAAUUGUUGCCAAUCACUGGACGAUUUAUUUUGUUGUGAUUUUAGAAUGGUACCUCAAGAAAUACAGACAGAAAAAUGCAACCUGUUGUAAAAUUGAUGGG